Meloidogyne enterolobii is the source of this 878-nucleotide messenger RNA. The record is from the annotation of a GenBank genome assembly. NCBI's taxonomy places the organism in Eukaryota, Metazoa, Nematoda, Chromadorea, Rhabditida, Meloidogynidae.
AAUAUUAUUUUAUUUUUUAUUAGUUCAAUUCCAAUUUUUUAUCUAAAAAAAUUUUUUUCUCAAAAUUUAUGCCCUCCCCUCUAUAUUAUUAGACUCUACUGUACACCUCCCCACCCACUAUUGUUUAUUUUUCCGAAAAUUGUUUAUUUACUGCUUAUUUUGUUUCCGGAAAGUUUAGUUCCUUUAUAAAUAUACAUUGAACAUGCCAACAAGUUUAAUUAUAAAUAUAUAUUUCUAUUUCCGGAAAGAGUUAUUUUUCUUCUCUAUUUUUACUCCGGAAAGUUUAUUUUUCUUUAUAUUUCUUUUCCGGAAAGUUUUGUAUUUUCCAGAAGUUCUUGUAUUUUCCGGAAAGUUUAUUUUUCUUCUCUUCUAUUUCUUUUCCGUAAAGUUUUAUCUUCCUUUAUAUUUAGUUUCCGGAAAGUUUUAUGCUCAAAAAUAUUUUCUAUAAAAAUUGUUUUACCCCAACCAAAAAUACAUUGAACAUGCCAACAAGUUUGAUUAAUAAAACAAGCAACAAUUUAGUCUGUACACAACAAUAUACUUUAUUAAUUCACCCAAAUAAUUGUUUAAUUCAAUCAACAAGUAAAUUAACUUGUGACGAAAGUAAAAAUAAAUUAAAGGAGAAAAACCUCCAUUUUGUGAAAGCAGCAAAAUUCCCAAAAGCUCCACAAAAAGAAAUGUGUUGCGGGUCUGGAUGUCCAAAUUGUGUCUGGCUACAAUAUGUAGACAAUGUUUUGGAUUAUGUUAAGAGCCUGCCACUUGAUGAAAAAGUUAUUGAAGAGCAAAAAAGACAUAUUCGGGAUGAACUAGAAAAAAAUGUUGAAGACGAGAAUCUUCGAAUGUUUUUAACUAUUGAAAUUGAAUCUAAAGGUCUUUAA